CCGUCGCCGUCGCCGUCCCGGUGUUGGAGCAGCGCCGCGGCGGUUCCCCUCUAUUGAUCGAAUUUGACCUGCGAAGUUUCCCCUAGCGCGUGUGUGCAGUACAGUGGCGGCCGGUAGUGGCUCUCUCGCGCUCGUGUUUCCGAGUCUGGUAGUGCGGUUGAAUUAAUCGCGAGCAGCCUCGGUAUGUCUGUGCCAACGGCUUGCACGCGAUUCAGUGACAACUACGACCUGAAGGAGGAACUCGGCAAAGGUGCCUUCUCCGUGGUUCGACGAUGUGUGCAAAAAAGCACCGGUCACGAGUUUGCUGCAAAAAUUAUAAACACCAAAAAACUCUCAAAUAGAGAUUUCCAAAAACUCGAGCGUGAGGCGCGGAUAUGUAGAAAACUACAACAUCCAAAUAUUGUGAGAUUACAUGACAGUAUACAAGAGGAGAAUUUCCAUUAUCUUGUCUUUGAUCUAGUCACCGGCGGAGAACUGUUCGAGGACAUCGUCGCCCGGGAAUUCUACAGCGAGGCGGACGCCUCGCACUGUAUUCAACAAAUCCUGGAAAGCGUUCACCACUGCCACCAUAACGGAGUUGUGCACCGGGAUCUGAAACCCGAAAAUUUACUCCUCGCGAGCAAGGCGAAAGGGGCGGCUGUGAAGUUAGCAGAUUUUGGUCUAGCGAUCGAAGUGCAGGGUGAAGCGCAGGCAUGGUAUGGUUUCGCUGGAACGCCCGGCUAUCUCAGUCCGGAGGUGCUGAAGAAGGAGCCAUACGGAAAACCAGUCGACAUAUGGGCGUGCGGUGUCAUACUGUACAUCCUUCUGGUCGGUUAUCCGCCCUUUUGGGACGAAGAUCAGCAUCGGCUCUAUGGACAGAUCAAGGCCGGAUCGUACGAUUAUCCGAGUCCAGAAUGGGACACCGUCACGCCGGAAGCCAAGAACCUUAUCAAUCAGAUGCUGACGGUGAAUCCAGGAAAGAGGAUCACUGCCAGCGAGGCACUGAAGCAUCCAUGGAUCUGCCAACGUGAGCGUGUUGCAUCUGUGGUGCAUAGACAAGAGACCGUGGAUUGCUUGAAGAAAUUCAAUGCAAGGCGCAAGUUAAAGGGCGCUAUAUUGACGACCAUGCUGGCGACGCGGAACUUUUCCAGUAAGUAUGAUGCACAGGGUCGAAGCAUUAUCACGAAGAAGGGUGAUGGCUCUCAAGUGAAGGAAUCCACCGACAGCAGCACAACGAUCGAAGACGAUGAUGUUAAAGAGGAUAAGAAGGGCGGCGUCGACCGGAGCAGCACGGUCAUUGCCAAAGAACCCGAAGGUACACCUCCGAGCAGCCCCGCGACAAUGUCCGCGUUCUCCAGGAUGGUCGGCGCGGCCACAACCAUGGCGAACAAACAGGCCCCGAAUCAGAACCAGACCCAGAUUCAGGCCCAGGUCCAAGCCCAGGCCCAGAUUCAGAAUACCGGCAACCCCCUCGGAAUUGCCGCGGUUCUUCUUCAAGGGGCCCAAGCUGGCAGCGCAGGAAGCGGUAGCAGCAGCGGUAGCAGCAACAACAGCCAGAACAGCCAAGUCUGCGCGUCACCAUCGUCGCCGGCCAGUAUCAGCCAUCAGGCGAAUGGUAGCAACGAGCCGAUAGCAUCGCGACGCCGGGAUUCCUCGCCUAUCGCACGCCGACAGGAAAUCAUCAAGAUGACUGAGCAAUUGAUCGAGAGCAUCAACACCGGAGAUUUCGAGGCAUACACGAAAAUCUGUGAUCCACAUCUGACCGCAUUCGAGCCGGAGGCUCUAGGUAAUUUAGUCGAGGGAAUGGAUUUUCACAAAUUUUACUUUGAUAAUGCAGUCUUGGGGAAGAACUGUAAGGCGGUCAAUACGACAAUCCUGAACCCCCAUGUUCAUUUGCUGGGCGAGGAUGCUGCUUGCAUCGCGUAUGUCAGGCUGACGCAAUACAUGGACAAACAAGGCGUAGCGCAUACCCAGCAAAGUGAGGAAAGCCGCGUAUGGCACAAGAGGGACAACAAAUGGCAGAACGUGCAUUUUCAUCGAAGCGCGGUGACGGGUCCAUCCCCGUUCUCUUUCAACCACAAAUAAAUCGGCCAAGAGGACUGUCCUGCUGCCGCUCUCGGCGAAUGCUCGUUAUCCCCCGAUAGAGCGCGAAUGAAGUAACGAAAUGUUAGGAAUACGGAACACAACGUACGCGGGCAUCCUCACGAAGCACACACACACACACACA
Messenger RNA from Trachymyrmex septentrionalis, 2206 nucleotides. RefSeq names its product calcium/calmodulin-dependent protein kinase type II alpha chain (gene CaMKII). The coding region runs from base 184 to 2064 and encodes 626 amino acids. The transcript is spliced from 18 exons. Gene Ontology annotation, cellular component: neuron projection; cytoplasm. The record is from RefSeq and is a predicted model, not a curated record. Gene Ontology annotation, molecular function: calcium/calmodulin-dependent protein kinase activity; calmodulin binding; ATP binding. Gene Ontology annotation, biological process: protein phosphorylation. Lineage: Eukaryota; Metazoa; Arthropoda; Insecta; Hymenoptera; Formicidae.